Messenger RNA from Cebus imitator (Panamanian white-faced capuchin), 1046 nucleotides. Its product is annotated as olfactory receptor 6M1. The coding region runs from base 33 to 974 and encodes 313 amino acids. NCBI's taxonomy places the organism in Eukaryota, Metazoa, Chordata, Mammalia, Primates, Cebidae. Gene Ontology annotation, biological process: G protein-coupled receptor signaling pathway. Gene Ontology annotation, molecular function: G protein-coupled receptor activity; olfactory receptor activity. Gene Ontology annotation, cellular component: membrane. The record is from RefSeq and is a predicted model, not a curated record. The transcript has a single exon.
AUGGAAACCCUGCCUACCAUGUAGUGGUCAACAUGGGAAACUGGAGCACUGUGACUGAAUUCACACUAAUUGCCUUCCCAGCUCUCCUGGACAUUCGAAUAUCUCUCUUCAUGCUUCUUGUGUUAACUUACACAUUAACAACAACAGGAAACAUCAUCAUCAUCUCCCUGAUACGAAUUGAUCAUCGUCUGCAAACUCCAAUGUACUUUUUCCUCAGUAACUUGUCCUUUCUGGAUAUCUUAUAUACUACCGUCAUUACCCCAAAGUUGUUAGCGUGCCUCCUAGGAGAAAAGAAAACCAUAUCUUUUGCUGGUUGUAUGACCCAGACAUAUUUCUACUUCUUUCUGGGAACAGUGGAGUUUAUCCUCUUGGCAGUGAUGUCCUUUGACCGCUAUGUGGCUAUCUGUGACCCACUGCGCUACACUGUCAUCAUGAACAGUAGGACCUGCUUCCUGUUGGUUCUGGGAUGCUGGGUGGGAGCCUUCCUGUCUGUGUUGGUUCCAGCCAUUGUGGUGACACGGCUACCUUACUGUAGGAAAGAAAUUAAUCAUUUUUUCUGUGACAUUGCCCCUCUUCUACAGGUGGCCUGUAUAAACACUCACCUCAUUGAGAAGAUAAACCUUCUCCUCUCUGCUCUUGUUAUCCUGAGCUCCCUGGCAUUCACCACUGGGUCCUAUGUGUGCAUAAUUUCCACCAUUCUGAGUAUCCCCUCCAACCAGGGCCGUCAGAAAGCUUUUUCUACCUGUGCUUCUCACAUCACUGUUGUCUCCAUUGCCUACGGGAGCAACAUCUUUGUGUAUGUGAGACCCAAUCAGAAAUCCUCGCUGGAUUAUGACAAGGUUGCUGCUGUUCUCAUCACAGUGGUGACCCCUCUCCUGAACCCUUUUAUCUACAGCUUGAGAAAUGAGAAGGUAAAGAAAGUGUUGAGCGAGACAGUGAACAGAAUCAUGACCUUGAUACUAAGGAAAACUUGAUACUGCUAUAUACUACAUAUGUCAUAUAGAUUUUUUUUUAUUAUUUAUUUUGUUAAGUUCCAGGGUACAUGU